Striga hermonthica is the source of this 414-nucleotide messenger RNA. Lineage: Eukaryota; Viridiplantae; Streptophyta; Magnoliopsida; Lamiales; Orobanchaceae. The record is from the annotation of a GenBank genome assembly.
AUGUCGAACUCGUCUCCUACAAGCCAAAAUUCGCAACAUAGCGCUUCAUCCAAUAUCCUAGUGCAGAAGCAGUGCCGCCAUUUGGAAGAGGCCAUUGUUUUGACCUCAAUGACUAACGACAAUCCAUGUCGGAGGUUCUACAAGUGUCCUUACCCAAAAGAGGUAGAUUGUCGUUUCUUUGAAUUGAUUGAUCCCUCAAUGCCUGAUUUCCAAAAGAAAUGUUUCAUCAAAUUGAAGUCUCAAAAAGAGGCUUUAGAAGAAAAGUUACGGGACAAGGUGGCCAUGGAAAAACAGCACAAUGACAGGUCGGGUGUGAAAGAAGUAAGCUCGACUUGGCUUGAGGAGCUUGAAAAUAAAGUCACAGUGCUUGAGGUAGAAGGUCACAAGAAUGCCGAAGUCAUGUUCAUUAGCUGA